Molecule: messenger RNA, 2495 nt
Organism: Nycticebus coucang (slow loris)
Lineage: Eukaryota; Metazoa; Chordata; Mammalia; Primates; Lorisidae
Gene: BNIP2
Product: BCL2 interacting protein 2
Exons: 11
Coding region: 336-1316 (326 amino acids)
Biological process (GO): apoptotic process
Cellular component (GO): cytoplasm
Source: RefSeq, a predicted model, not a curated record
CCAGAAGACUCCCGACGCGCCUGCGUCUGCGCCUCCGCCCCCACCCGCUGUCUGAAGGUCAGGACGUUGUCACUUCCGGUGGACAGUUCACUGCGUCCGGGUUAGCUGCUGCUGCCGCCGCCGAGCUACUGCUGCGGCUGGGGGACCGGGCAGGCAUCUUUACGGCAGACCGAGGGGAGCGGGCUCCACUCGGCGCCGCCUUCUGCGACCUGGCAGUCAGCCCGACGUCGCCGGCCUGGAGGGACACAGAGGACGAGGAGGCCAAGGCUUCCUCCGGGGACAUUGGCUCUCUGGAUUAUCAGGAGUUUGUAGUUGACAUUGAGUCCAAGCUAAGGAUGGAAGGUGUGGAACUUAAAGAAGAAUGGCAAGACGAAGACUUUCCAAUACCUUUACCAGAAGAUGAUAGUAUUGAAGCAGAUACACUAGCUAUAACUGGACCAGAGAGCCGGCCUGGUUCACUAGAGGUUGAUGAACAUAAAGUGAGAAAGAAAUUGAUGGCUCCAGACAUCAGCCUGACACUGGAUCCUAGUGAUGGCUCUGUUUUGUCAGAUGAUUUAGAUGAAAGUGGGGAGAUUGACUUAGAUGGCUUAGACACACCCUCAGAGAACAGUAAUGAGUUUGAGUGGGAAGAUGAUCUUCCAAAACCCAAAACCACUGAGUUAAUUAGGAAAGGCUCAAUUACUGAAUAUACAGCAGCAGAGGAAAAAGAAGAUGGACGACGCUGGCGUAUGUUCAGGAUUGGAGAACAGGACCACAGGGUUGAUAUGAAGGCAAUUGAACCCUAUAAAAAAGUUAUCAGCCAUGGAGGAUAUUAUGGGGAUGGACUGAACGCCAUUGUUGUAUUUGCUGUUUGUUUUAUGCCUGAAAGUGGUCAGCCUAACUAUAGAUACCUGAUGGACAAUCUUUUUAAAUAUGUUAUUGGCACUUUGGAGUUACUAGUGGCAGAAAACUACAUGAUAGUUUAUUUAAAUGGUGCAACUACUCGAAGAAAAAUGCCCAGUCUGGGAUGGCUCAGGAAAUGUUAUCAGCAAAUUGAUAGAAGGUUACGAAAAAAUCUAAAAUCUCUAAUCAUUGUACAUCCCUCUUGGUUUAUCAGAACACUUCUGGCUGUUACCAGACCAUUUAUUAGCUCAAAAUUCAGCCAAAAAAUUAGAUACGUCUUUAACUUGGCAGAACUAGCGGAACUGGUCCCCAUGGAAUACGUUGGCAUACCAGAAUGCAUAAAACAGUAUGAAGAAGAAAAGUUAAAAAAGAAACAAAAAAGAGUUGAUCAAGAGCUUAAUGGAAAACAAGAUGAACCAAAAAGUGAACAGUAAGUUUGGCAUCUAGUCCAAACCAGACUGAAGAAUGUGCUGAUGAAGCAAGGCUUUUUUUGCAUUUAUAAUGCAUUUAUUGCCCCAUAUUUUUUAUGUAAUCUGUUACAAAAUUGACUUAACUUCUCCUUAAUGGACUUUUGUACAAGGGACUGUUCACUGCUAUAUUAUUGGUUUGCAAGUUAUCUUGAAUUUAGUUCUUUAAUAGCUAACGACAUUGUAUCAUUUUAUAUUUUAUAUUGCUAAAUAGCAGAGAACCACACUUUAUAUAAAGCAGUUUUUCAUUUGUUUAUUAAAUGAUGCAUCAUCUUCAGUAAAAAUAUUUAUACACAUAAAUGGGAAAGGGAAGAAAUAAUAUAUUUUUAUGGUUUUGAGCAAUAUUUUUUAAUGUGUACCUGUCUGUGGAAAAAUGUGCAGGUAAAUCAGACCAUGAUUUUGUAAAGAUGUGUUUUAGAAUUUUUGUUUUUGUAAAUGGUUAAAUACAUUUCCUGGGUAACUUAGAAAAUUAAGUUGCUCGUAAAGCGAGGGACAGUUAAACUGAUUCCCAUAAAUACCCAAAGAUCAUGUAUAUAAUCUAAGUAGAUUAGUUCUGUCACAAGCUUCUUUCUCACUUAUGUAUUAACUCAGAACUGCAUUGUACGCUUUUUCCUUUUUAAACUUAAAGAUAAGUCAAAAAGCCAUUUUUAGAACUAGAGAAUUUAAGAGGGUAGAAAUUAGGGGUUAUAUAUAUGUAUAUAUGGGACAUUUUAUCUUCUGGCCCAAAGUCAGAGCUUGUAUAAAAAUCUUGAGUUUGUUCACUAAUGUGAAAUAAGCUGUGUGUCCAGGGUAUUGCUCCUCUGAAUGCAAGUGCUAUAUAGUAUUGCAGAGAAUGUGAUGAGUUCUUUACUGUCACAACUUUGUAGCAAACAGGGGCUGCUUCAUAAACUGUUCUCACUAUGGGCACUUUACCAAAAUACUUCCAUGUUUGUUAUUUUGACUUAAUAGUUGUUUGAUCUAUUCAGAUAUGGUAUGUUUUCAGGUUUCUAUUGAAUCCUGUUUCACAAUACUUCAAAUUAGGUUAAUUUUGUAAGUCUUUACAUCAUUAUAUUGUGCCGUUUUGGAUGACACAUGAUAUAAACAUAUAAACUCUUUGUUUCAUUUGUUGGAUACCUUUACAUUUAAAUAAAUUAUAUUUGUGUGUCC